Molecule: messenger RNA, 470 nt
Organism: Caenorhabditis auriculariae
Lineage: Eukaryota; Metazoa; Nematoda; Chromadorea; Rhabditida; Rhabditidae
Source: the annotation of a GenBank genome assembly
AUGAGAAUCCUUGGUGAGAAGGUACUCCGGAUAUUGGUCUUUUCUUUUCCUCUCUUCAAGAAAUUUCGCUCAAAUUAAUUUUCUCAGAUCCAUUGCUACUGUCGACCAGCUUCGGUCCCCUCUUGGCUUGAAGUCGUGGCAAAGUGUGAGCUUUUGGUCGGUCGGCAGCUUGUAUCGAUCAGAACCGACGUGGACGACGAGGCGACAAGCAAGCGCGUGCAGCCUCCUAUUACGGAAAGAUAUGGUCAUGCUGCUGGUGCGGGAUUACUCGCGGCUGGCGCGUGAGGGAGCACGCCAUGCUCGGAGAGUCCAUCGGCGCCAGCGCGUUGGUAAUAGUACUCCCGACGGAGCAAGCAGGCAACGGACAGCUGACUGUGUGUGUGCGGCCGGCCUGUGUCUCUGCCUCAUUUCGCGCGCCACCGACUAUGGCACUGAACUCCCAGGGCAGCCAGAUAGAUGAACGCGAGUGA